AUGCAGGAGACUUCCUUUUAAGUUUUGCCAUACUUGUUUCUGGAGGAUCUUCCACCAAAGUGAUCAACAUGUUUCGACACAUGGGGCUUGCUACAAUAUCUAAUGAGUCUUUCUAUAGACACCAAGUGAAAAUGGUGCUUCCGACAAUCUUUCUUCACUGGAAAGACUAUCAAAGAAAGAUUCUUGAUAGAUUACAGGCUCUGGAAUCAAUUACCAUUUCUGGUGACGCACGACAUGACAGCAUGGGUCAUAGUGCAAAAUAUGGUGCUUAUACAAUAUUUUGUUGUACUUCAGCUGAAAUAAUCGAUUUUAGUUUGAUCCAGAGAAAUGAGGUUGGAAGCAGUGCUAUUCGGUGCUAUUCGGUGCUGGUCGCUAUUCAGUGCUUGUUCGCACUCUUCUAUUUCCGUGCAACACUGACACUCUUUAACAUUGUGAAGAAGCUCAACUCGACAAUUGCCACAUUUACACCUUAAAACGUUAUUUUCAAAACUUAAUAAAGAAGCUCUGUACUGUAAAUUUCAUUUAAAAGAAAUCCCGAUGAAUUAUAUUACAAAACCAUCAAAUAA
Molecule: messenger RNA, 566 nt
Organism: Xenia sp. Carnegie-2017
Lineage: Eukaryota; Metazoa; Cnidaria; Anthozoa; Malacalcyonacea; Xeniidae
Exons: 3
Coding region: 69-473 (134 amino acids)
Source: RefSeq, a predicted model, not a curated record